GACAGAAACUCUAGAGACAAAGCAGCAGUUGUGUAGUUAUCAGUCUUUUUGUUUUCUGCCAUCAGUUUUAGUUCAACAUUUUAUUAAGAUCAUUAACAGCUUUUGAUUUAGAGGAAGAUUUUUUUUUUGAUAUCACUGUUUAUGUCUUAACAUUUGAUGUCUACUUUUCUGCGAUUUUGUCCUGGGAGCUGCAACAAAAACACCAAAAACUGUCUAACCAGCUGGCACAGAUUGUUACAGAUUCAUGGAGAAGGCACUGACAGUAGUUCUGCCUCUUUUUCUUACACUUUGUGUGAACGUGCCAGAAGUUGGCGGACAGAAGGAGGGAUCCCAGGAUGACAACAAAGGUUCAUCACGUUCUUCAGAAACAAAAACAGGCCGGUGCUCUUACACCUUCAUAGUGCCUCAGCAGAAAUUGACUGGGGCGCUGUGUCUGAACACGCAGCCUGCUCCUACCAACCAUUCAGAAGUGUCAGCCUUAUGGGCAGAGCUCAAACGACAGCAGGAACUACUAGAGAAGCUAAGAAGCCAACUGGAGCAGGAAGGGGCCCUUGCCAUUGAAGUAAGGGCCUUGCGCAAAGAGAGCAGCAGUAUGAAUUCUCGCAUCAGCCAGCUCUAUGCUCAGCUGCUACAUGAAGUUAUAAACAAGAAAGAUCAGGCCUUGGAGCAGCAAAAGGUGGAGAACCUUCUGCUAAAUGCGACAGCACAGGCACUGCAGGUGUCCAGGGAUUACAGGGAGCUGGAGAAGAAAUAUGGAGCCCUCACCUCUAUGAUGAGUUCACACAACCAGUUUAUUGCCCGUUUGGAGAAGAAGUGCCAGUGCAGGGACUCUGCCCAGUCCCCUCAAGUCGUUACUGAACCACCCAAAAGCCAGUCAAAUGUGCAUCUGAAUUACAGUUCUGAAACCAACCAAAUGACCAAUGAUGUUCAACGGGACCAAAGUGCUCUCCCAUUAGAGCAAGCUCAAACAGGGGGAGUUCCUUUCCAUCCCCCCACUGCCACCAGCAGUCCUACAGACCCUUCCUUCUUUAGCUUUCCUGUCACAAAAACUCCAGGGCCAUGGCGGGACUGUCAGCAUGUGUUGGAAUCAGGUGAAACUACCAGUGGGAUCUAUUUGCUCCGGCCGCAGAGUUCCAACCGACUCCUGCAGGCCUGGUGUGAACAGAGUCAAGCUCAGGGAGGGUGGACGGUCAUCCAGAGGAGACAAGAUGGGUCAAUCAACUUCUUUAGAGACUGGGAACAGUAUAAGCAAGGCUUUGGGAACCUAGAUGGAGAGUACUGGCUUGGUCUGGAAAACCUGUACUGGUUGACCAAACAGGCUCAGUAUAAGUUGCGGGUGGCCCUGGAAGACUGGCGUGGCCGGCAGGUGUUUGCUGAGUAUGACAGCUUCUAUGUGGAACCAGAGAGCGACUGGUAUCGACUGCGGUUGGGACUGUAUCACGGCAAUGCAGGGGACUCCCUCUCCUGGCACAGCAACAAGGCCUUUACCACUUUGGAUCGAGACAAAGACAGCUAUGGCGGUAACUGUGCUCAUUAUCAGAAGGGAGGCUGGUGGUAUCACAUGUGUGCCCACUCCAAUCUGAAUGGUGUGUGGUAUCGUGGUGGACACUAUCGAAGCCGGUACCAGGAUGGCGUUUACUGGGCAGAGUUCCAUGGAGGAUCGUACUCCCUUAAACGGGUUUGCAUGAUGAUCAAACCCAAAUAACAAGGUUAUCUUAUGGACAUGUGCAAAGGAAAGACAUGAUGUGGAUGAUCUUCACAUAUGUGCAGAAAGAAUAAAACAAACUCUAUUUGUAACUCUACGUUUAAUAAAAAGGAUAUUUUAAAA
Molecule: messenger RNA, 1828 nt
Organism: Maylandia zebra (zebra mbuna)
Lineage: Eukaryota; Metazoa; Chordata; Actinopteri; Cichliformes; Cichlidae
Gene: angptl6
Product: angiopoietin-like 6
Biological process (GO): positive regulation of heterotypic cell-cell adhesion; blood coagulation, common pathway; fibrinolysis
Cellular component (GO): fibrinogen complex
Molecular function (GO): protein-macromolecule adaptor activity; extracellular matrix structural constituent
Source: RefSeq, a predicted model, not a curated record